Messenger RNA from Thrips palmi, 3026 nucleotides. Its product is annotated as GPI ethanolamine phosphate transferase 1-like. Bases 98 to 2905 code for a protein of 935 amino acids. The record is from RefSeq and is a predicted model, not a curated record. Lineage: Eukaryota; Metazoa; Arthropoda; Insecta; Thysanoptera; Thripidae. Gene Ontology annotation, molecular function: mannose-ethanolamine phosphotransferase activity. Gene Ontology annotation, biological process: GPI anchor biosynthetic process. The transcript has 17 exons. Gene Ontology annotation, cellular component: endoplasmic reticulum membrane.
UGUCUUCUGCUGCUGGAGGCUGGAGUGUUUGUUUUUGUAGCUGUUGCUCGAUUUUUUUCUGUCAGUAUCGCCUGCUGGAAUCAAUCUGUGUGCCGAAAUGAGAACGAUUGGUGUCCUCUGUGGUGGAUUUUUACUUCACCUUGUGUUCCUCGCGUCAAUAUUUGAUAUUUAUUUCAAAACACCUAUUGUAUCGGGGAUUCUCUCAAAGCCUAACCCAGUACCGGGUCCAGCAAAGAGACUUGUUUUCAUUGUUGCUGAUGGUUUGCGAGCCGACAGCUUUUAUUCCAAUGAUAAAUCAAAAAGUACACCGUUCUUGAGGAACAAAUUGGAAAAUCAUGCUUCUUGGGGUGUAUCUCACACAAGGGUCCCUACAGAGUCUCGGCCUGGUAUUGUUGCCCUUGCUGCUGGUAUCUAUGAGGACCCAUCCGCUGUGUUUAAGGGCUGGAAGGAAAAUCCUGUUGAGUUCGACUCACUGUUUAAUCAGAGUCGCCUUACAUGGGCAUGGGGAAGUCCAGAUAUUGUACACAUGUUCAAACAAGGCAAUGUUAAAACUAUGUCAUAUAGUCCAGAUGAUGAAGAUUUUUCAGGAAAAGAAGCUUCAUGGAAAUUGGAUAAAUGGGUCUUUGAACAUGUUAAACUGCUUUUUGAUGAUGCCAUAGGAAAUCCUGAGCUGAAUGAUAAAUUACACAGUGAUAAACUUGUAUUUUUCCUUCAUCUUUUGGGUCUUGAUACUGCAGGUCACACAGUCAAACCUGUUUCUAAGACGUACCAAACAAAUCUGAAAUAUGUAGACAGAGGUAUUCAGCUUAUUGAGCAGCUAUUUGAGGAAUUCUUCAAUGAUGGAAAAACUUCUUAUGUCUUCACGGCUGAUCAUGGGAUGACCAACUGGGGAUCUCAUGGAGCUGGCAGCAAAGAAGAAACUGAAGUUCCUCUUCUUGCCUGGGGUGCUGGAAUAAAAGGGCCCAGUCGGGCUGAACCAUGGGACCCCGUCAGUCCUGAUAACUGGCAACUGAGUGAUUUGAAACGACAUGAUGUUGACCAAGCUGACAUUGUGGUUCUGCUUGCAAGUCUCAUCGGGUGCAGUAUACCUGUGAAUUCUGUGGGACGAUUACCUUUACCCUUUUUGGAUUUGCCUGUUCGGGAUCUGGCUAAGCUAAGCUUCCUAAAUGCAAAGCAGCUCUUAGCACAGGCAAAUAGAAAAAGAGAAAUUUUACAAAGAGGCAGUCUAUCAUGGUUAUAUCGCCCUUAUUGGAAGCUAACAUCAGAAGAAGCACAAAUCAGAGAAAAACUUAUUAACCAAUUCAUUAAUUCUCAGAAAUAUGACAAAGCUAUCCAAUUAUCUGAAGACCUCAGUGAUCUUAGCAUCCACGCAUUACGUUACUAUCACAAUUAUUACCAAGGCCUUCUUUUGACUGUCGUCUCGCUGUCAUUUCUUGGUUGGAUUGUGUGGCUGCUGUGCCAGUUAAAUAUUCCAUACAGAGCAGGGCAAACAAUCCUUCUUUUAGGCAUGGGGAGACAUGGAAGAUUAAUCAAUAAAGUUUUCCUAGCUUUAACAUGUCUAGCAUUUAUUCUGAUCCAAGUUCAGGGAUUGGAAUGGCAAUUUAAUGUGUACUGCCUACUCCCCCUUCUUCUUUGGUGGAGUGUGUUUUCCACAAUUGAUUUGUGGUCAUACAAUUUCAUUUCAACUGGACGACUUUGGAACUGCCUCAUAUUCAGUGCAAUUUUGUUACUCUUCAUUGAAAUCAUGGUUGCAGCAUUUUUUCAAAGAUGGGUUUUAAGUGUCGGAGUGCUGUUUUUGUCAUUGUGGCCAAUUUUGGGAACAGAGAAGACAGCACUGAUUUCUCCAUCACUGAUGUUUUCAUGGCUUUUUUCAUGUGCCAUUUUAGCUAUCUUUCCUCUAUUACCUGUGAUUGGAAGUGAAAGUAAUGUAAGACUUGUUGUAUUUUCAGGUUUCGUGUGGGUGGGUUCAUUGACGUUCACAAUGAGUGUAUUGCAGCGGAACAUUUCCAUGUAUCAAACUGUGACUUUGCUAUUGCCGUUAUUAUUUGCAUUGUGGAUUGUUCAGUCAGUCACAACAAGCUUAGCAGCCAAAGCAGGACUUCCAUUUGUUUACCAAUGCGCUUCUUGGUUAUACUUGGUGUUCAGUUGGGUUGAGGCUUCAACAGGCGAGAAAGCUGUUCCUAAACGCCUUUUAAGAUUGCACUUAUCAAUUGUACCUCUUUACAUGCUGCUAUGUGUUCGUCAUGAAGCUCUUUUUUUAUUAGCACUAUGCUUCCACCUUCUGUGUUGGUUUUUAAUAGAAGCCCAACUCAAUGGAAUCAGCUUUUAUCAGCUAAUGAGGGUAGAAUUUCCUCACAUAACAGAAGAACAAUCUGCUAAACGAAAACUGUCUUUUGAGGAUUUUCGUCGUGCUGCUCUUUUUGUAUUUUACAUAUUCCUUUCAUUUUUUGGAACAGGAAACAUUGCUAGUUUGAAUUCCUUUGAGGUCGUUUGGGUGCGAUGUUUUCUAUCAGUAUUUUCACCCUUCACAAUGAUGAUUUUAAUCCUUUUAAAAACUUUUAUUCCGUUUGUGCUUGUUACCUGUGUGUUUCGAGCUAUAAACAUAACUAUCAAGGCCCCUACAAAAUCCAUGUUUAUGGCUGUGCUAAUUAUAUCUGAUCUAAUGGGUUUGCAUUUCCUCUACCUUGUCACCAAUGAAGGUAGUUGGCUAGACAUAGGCACAUCUAUCUCCCACUAUGUCAUAGUGCAGGUAACUGUUCUAGCAUUAGUUUUGCUGUAUGGUAUUGCCUCUGUCAUAACUGGAGCACAUGUACCAAACAUAAAUUUUAAGGUGAGAGGAAGAAUAUGUAGACUUUGGGGAGAUGGAGUAUCUCAUCAUGAAGAUAUUGUAGUUAAGUUGUUUUAGAGACAAAUUUUUUAUUUAUUUGUAUUAAAUGUGAGUAACCAUGAAUUCUAGUCAGUGUGUGCCUGAACUCAAUUCAUUAAUACUGAAAGGAAAGGAAAAAUAAAAUUGCAUUAGGUAAUUA